Capronia coronata CBS 617.96 is the source of this 1266-nucleotide messenger RNA. RefSeq lists its product as uncharacterized. Lineage: Eukaryota; Fungi; Ascomycota; Eurotiomycetes; Chaetothyriales; Herpotrichiellaceae. The record is from RefSeq and is a predicted model, not a curated record. The transcript has a single exon. Bases 1 to 1266 code for a protein of 421 amino acids. Gene Ontology annotation, biological process: tRNA wobble position uridine thiolation. Gene Ontology annotation, molecular function: tRNA binding. Gene Ontology annotation, cellular component: cytosolic tRNA wobble base thiouridylase complex; mitochondrion.
AUGCCGCCUUCGAUAUGCGAAGUCUGCAAGGACGCUCGAGCGGCUGUCAUCAGGCCUAAAAACUCACAAAAGAUUUGCAAGCAAUGCUUCCUGACGGUCUUUGAGAGGGAGAUCCACGAAACAAUAGUGGCUAACAACCUCUUUCAUCGCGGAGAACGAGUUGCCAUAGGCGCUUCUGGUGGAAAAGAUUCAACUGUCCUGGCCUCGGUGUUGAAGACUCUGAACGAGCGUCAUGACUAUGGUCUGGACCUGGUCUUGUUAUCCAUCGAUGAGGGAAUCAAAGGCUAUCGGGACGACAGCCUCGAGACCGUCAAGCGGAAUGCUUUACAGUACCAGAUGCCUCUUGAAAUUGUGGGAUACGACCAACUUUAUGGCUGGACCAUGGACCAAGUGGUGGCACAGGUAGGGAAGAAGGGGAAUUGCACCUAUUGUGGCGUAUUCCGCAGACAGGCGUUGGAUCGAGGCGCCGCCAAACUGGGAAUCAAACAUGUGGUGACUGGCCACAAUGCGGACGACGUUGCCGAAACCGUCAUGAUGAAUCUCCUCCGUGGAGAUCUACCACGCCUUGCAAGGUCUACUUCUAUUGUCACCUCCAGCGCGGCCAGCGACAUCAAACGAAGCAAACCUCUCAAAUAUGCCUAUGAGAAGGAAAUCGUGCUAUAUGCCCAUCACAAGAAGUUGGAUUACUUCAGCACAGAGUGCAUCUACUCGCCAGAGGCAUUCAGAGGAAGUGCAAGGACGCUGAUCAAAGACCUGGAGAAAAUCCGACCGAGCAGUAUUCUGGACAUUGUCAAAAGUGGAGAGGACAUGGCAGCACUUGUGCCACCCGAAGUGAGCGGGUCGAUAUCUUGUGCAGCAGAGGCCGAAGGAGAAGCGAACGGUUGCGGGAGUAGGAAUACAAAUGGUGACUCGAUGGAUCUCAUGGAGAAGCAGAUCGCAGCCAAUGAAGCGGCCGCCUCUCUAGAGACCGAGAUAAAGCUGCCAACCGCACCAGCCGAACCAGCGGCGAGAGAUUCAGCACCCGUGGUGAGCAUCCAUGACAAGAAAAGCAAAGGACGCCGAAAGGGCAAAAUAAACAAACAAGUCAUGGGUCAGUGCGAGAGAUGUGGCUACAUGUCCAGUCAGCAGGUCUGCAAGGCUUGUUCGCUCCUUGAAGGCCUCAACAAGAGCCGCCCGCAGACGUCAAUUGAAGUGGGUGUUGAGGACGAGGAAGGCAGCACAACUUUGAUGAGGCAGAUUGCUGGCAUUGUCAUAUCGGCCGGUUAG